This is a messenger RNA of Aspergillus versicolor CBS 583.65, 5019 nucleotides long. RefSeq lists its product as uncharacterized. Gene Ontology annotation, molecular function: hydrolase activity, acting on acid anhydrides; ATP-dependent chromatin remodeler activity; ATP binding. The transcript has 14 exons. The record is from RefSeq and is a predicted model, not a curated record. The coding region runs from base 1 to 5019 and encodes 1672 amino acids. Gene Ontology annotation, biological process: positive regulation of kinase activity; phosphatidylinositol biosynthetic process. Gene Ontology annotation, cellular component: PAS complex; endosome membrane; fungal-type vacuole membrane. NCBI's taxonomy places the organism in Eukaryota, Fungi, Ascomycota, Eurotiomycetes, Eurotiales, Aspergillaceae.
AUGUGGCAUAGGGUUCUAAUCCAAGAAGCAUCGCGCGUCAGCGCAACUUCCAACUCCAUCGAUCGCCUAUCGAAGCCAUUCAGAUGCCCCGGAUCAGCUACACCGACUCGGGCCUCAGAUAAGCCUGCAAGGAAGCGAAGGAAGGUAAAUUAUGCUGGGGCUGAUGGAAAUGACGACAACGGCGUGAAGCCGUAUACGAACGAGGAACGCCUGGCGCUUGCCACCCGAGAUGUCAACAGAUUUCCGGUUUUUAAAGCGAAGGACAAAGAUUUCACUUUCAAACAAAGGUUUAAAGUGCCUUUGGUGGACAAGUCGACUGGUGGAUACGACAGCUCUCGACCCGCACCUACACUGGGGAUGAGACAGGGAGCUACGUUCGUCGUGAAGCCUUUGCAUGAUCCGAGCGGAGAAUUUGCGAUCGUCCUGUAUGACCCGACGGUUGAUGAUAUCGAUAAUUCACAACAAGAAAAAUCAGGUAAACCAGAUGACGCCGAAGAUAAUAACUCGAAGCUGGACGAACCCCUGGUACAUAAAAGCUUAGCGGAUAUACUUGGGCUGAAAAAGAAGGUGGAAGAUCGCCCAAAAGUUCCAGUUGUUAUAGACCCAAGGCUGGCAAAGAUCUUACGCCCUCAUCAAGUGGAGGGAGUUAAGUUUCUCUACCGCUGCACUACGGGAAUGAUCGACAAAAAUGCCAAUGGCUGCAUUAUGGCUGAUGGCAUGGGUCUCGGAAAGACGUUGCAAUGUAUUGCAUUAAUGUGGACACUUCUGAAACAAUCCCCCGAGGCCGGAAGGACGACUAUUCAGAAGUGUAUCAUUGCGUGUCCUUCAAGUUUAGUAGGGAACUGGGCCAAUGAGCUUGGAAAAUGGCUCGGGCAGGGUACUAUCACCCCGUUUGCAGUGGAUGGUAAAGCAUCGAAGACGGAACUGAUAACCCAAUUGAAACAAUGGGCAAUCUCAUCAGGUCGGUCUGUUGUAAGGCCGGUACUCAUUGUCUCUUACGAGACCCUGCGGAUGUAUGUCGACACAUUGAAGGACAGUCCAAUUGGACUGCUUCUAUGCGACGAAGGCCAUCGAUUGAAGAAUAAAGAAAGCUUGACCUGGACGGCACUUAAUAGCUUGAAUGUGCAACGCCGAGUGAUAUUGUCUGGUACUCCCAUUCAGAAUGAUCUCUCGGAAUAUUUUGCUCUUCUCAAUUUCGCAAACCCAGACCUACUUGGGUCACAAAACGAAUUUCGAAAGAGAUUCGAACUGCCCAUUCUUAAGGGAAGAGAUGCAGCAGGCACAGAGGAAGACCGAAAGAAAGGCGAUGAGCGUCUAGUCGAACUUUCAGGCAUUGUUAACAAGUAUAUCAUUCGGCGGACAAACGACAUCCUAUCGAAGUAUUUGCCUGUCAAAUAUGAGCAUGUGGUGUUCUGCAAUCUGUCGCAAUUUCAACUUGGCCUGUACAAACACUUCAUUGACAGUCCCGAGAUAAAAAGUCUUCUUAGGGGCAAAGGAAGCCAACCCUUGAAAGCGAUUGGACUUCUUAAAAAACUGUGCAACCAUCCAGAUUUGCUUAGCCUUUCUAAUGACCUUCCGGGUUGCGAGCACACGUUCCCCGAUGAUUAUGUUCCCCCCGAAGCAAGAGGCAGAGACAGAGAUGUCAGGCCUUGGUACUCAGGGAAAAUGAUGGUUCUUGACAGGAUGCUGGCUCGAAUACGUCAAGAUACGAAUGACAAGAUUGUCCUUAUCAGUAACUAUACACAAACGCUUGAUGUUUUUGAGAAGCUUUGCAGGACAAGAGCGUACGGCUGCUUGAGACUGGACGGUACGAUGAACGUGAAGAAACGCCAGAAGCUUGUCGACAAGUUCAAUGAUCCCGAUGGCGAAGAAUUCGUGUUCCUUCUCAGCAGUAAAGCCGGUGGGUGUGGUCUGAACCUGAUCGGUGCUAACCGCCUGGUGUUAUUCGAUCCCGAUUGGAACCCGGCGGCUGAUCAACAGGCACUCGCACGAGUCUGGCGUGACGGUCAGAAGAAAGAUUGUUUUGUUUAUCGCUUCAUUGCGACGGGGUCCAUCGAAGAAAAGAUAUUUCAACGCCAGUCUCACAAACAGUCUCUUUCCUCCUGUGUGGUAGACUCAGCCGAAGACGUCGAGCGACAUUUCUCUCUGGACUCCCUCCGUGAACUAUUCCAGUUCAAGCCGGAAACAACGAGCGAUACACACGAUACUUUCAAGUGCAAGAGGUGCAGACCUGAUGGAACGCAGUAUAUUAAGGCCCCAGCUAUGCUCUAUGGCGACACCAGUUCAUGGAAUCACUUUGUGAACAGCGGAGAACAGGGGCAGAUGAACCAAAUCCAAGACCUCCUUAUUCGACAAGAGACUCAAGAGCGAGAUGUUUCUGCAAAAGUCGUCCGGGAUUCCGCGUUCAAAGGAGAGCAUGAAGUAAUUCAGAAAAUCGUCGACCAGCUAUGCCACGACUACGCCUAUGCAGUUCAUCAGCCUCAUGCGAGAAAUGGGGUUGCUCCCUAUCUCAAAGAGAUCGUGCCGCCGGUACUUGCGUGCUUCUCGGACCAAGAUGCGAGGGUUAGAUACUACGCUUGCGAGAGCAUGUACAACAUCGCCAAAGUUGCGAAAGGAGAAGUUUUACUAUUUUUCAACGAGGUAUUCGAUGCGCUAAGUAAGCUUGCCUCCGACUCUGAACUGUCCGUCAAAAAUGGAGCGGAACUCCUUGACCGACUCGUGAAAGACAUCGUUUCUGAAUCGGCUGCCCACCAUGUCUCUGUUCUACAGCUAUCCGAAAAGCAGACUUCCGACCCUGAUGCUUUAACAGAUGACCUUCCAACAGCGUUCUCGCUUCCUAAGUUCAUACCGUUGCUCAAAGAACGAAUACAUGUCCUCAGCGCAUUUACUCGGACUUUCUUAGUGUCGUGGUUAACCUUGCUGGAUACAAUUCCCGAUCUAGAGCUUGUAUCUUAUUUGCCAGAAUUCCUUGCGGGCUUGAUCAGAUUUUUGGGCGAUCCAAAUGGAGAUGUCAACGUUGCUACCCAAGGUCUUCUCGACAGGUUCCUGGCGGAGAUUAAAAGGAUUGCUCGUCUUAAGAAGGGCCUUGCAGAAAGUCGCAAAGGACAAGAGAGUGACAAUAGGCGAUCGAAUACAAGCGAUACUACGAGCCUAGCCACAGACCCGACAGCCGCUAUCGACGCUGAAAGCAACGAUAUCGCAAUAGAAGAUUCCGAAGCUGAAUUUGCCGUUGAGGAAGAGGGACUGCAUACUGAUGGUGAUUGGAUCCCUGGCCAAGAUGUCCAAAUCGACUAUCCGAAGAUCCUAGAUAUCCUUGUGGGAUUUGUUGAUACCUCAUUUGACGAGGAGAUGCAGUUGACUGCUUUGCGUUGGAUUGAUAGCUUUUUCGAAAUCAGCCCAGAAGAUAUUCUUCCUUUUGUCCCACGCCUUCUUGAUCAAGUCCUCCCAGCACUCUCUAGCAGCUCGCAUCCCGUGAAGGAGACUGCAACCAGGGUCAAUAACUCGCUGCUGCAAUACAUAUUCAGUUUAACUCUAUCCGAAGAUGCCUCAGACGAUUCACGACAUAGUACGACUUCCAAGCUACCCCAGACAACUACGAAAGAGUUUGCUGAACGAAGAGCUUCUACACCAAGCAGUAGGACUGAUGCGCCGGCCACUGAUUCUAAGAGAGCUUCACCCCGGAAUAGUAUCAUGUCCGCUGCCACAGUACCCACUCCGGAACUUGACUAUGGCUCAGCUGUUAGCUCUCUCACUCUUCAGUUCUUGAAUGAAAAUGAAACCACCAGAAUAGGUGCCCUUUCAUGGCUCCUAAUGCUACACCGUAAAGCCCCGAAGAAAGUUUCCGCAUUCAAUGAUGGGAUCUUCCCUGUGCUUCUCAAGACAUUGUCUGAUUCAUCGGAGGCUGUUGUUACGAAGGAUCUUCAGCUUCUGUCCCAAAUUUCGAGGAACAGCGAGGAUAGCUAUUUCAAAGCAUUCAUGGUGAGCUUGCUGCAGUUAUUUUCGACGGACAGAAAUUUGCUUGAGGUCCGCGGAAACCUUAUUAUUCGACAAUUAUGCUUGAAUUUGAGCCCUGAACGGAUCUACCGGACUCUUGCGGACUGUCUUGAGAAGGAAGAUGACAUCGAGUUUGCUAGCAUCAUGGUGCAGAACCUGAACAAUAACUUGAUUACGGCACCGGAGUUGUCAGAAUUAAGAAAACGACUGCGGAACCUGGACUCCAAGGAUGGCCAAACGUUCUUUGUAACCCUUUUCAGGUCUUGGUGUCACAAUGCAGUCUCAACCUUUUCGCUCUGUUUACUGGCGCAAGCUUAUGAGCAGGCAUACAAUCUUCUCCAGGUCUUUGCCGAGCUCGAAAUGACGGUCAACAUGCUAAUCCAAAUCGACAAACUCGUCCAGCUACUGGAAUCUCCAGUGUUUACCUACCUCCGUCUCCAGCUCCUUGAACCGGAACGAUAUCCAUUUCUAUACAAAUGCCUCUACGGUGUUCUAAUGCUCCUCCCCCAAAGUUCUGCCUUUGCUGCACUCAAAAACCGCCUUAAUAGUGUUAGCAACAUCGGCCUCCUCCACACAGGACCUCGCCUGUCCUCCAUGGCAUCGACAUCCACGCCAGGUACAUCAAGCUACGACCGCAGCAGCACGCGCCUCAAACAGCGUGAUGAAAACUCCAUCCGCUGGGUCGAGCUCCUAGACAAAUUCAAGUCCGUGCAGGAAAAGACCCGCUCGACACAACGGCACUCACAGCGCCCCUUCGACACCGAUGCACCCUCGCCCUUCCAACAACGCGCUUCCCUCUCGUCUGCACUCAGUGGCGCUGACCCGAUGCGCAGAGACAAGACUCUUCCCGAUACCCCGCGCGCUGGCUUCGGUGGUAUUGGCGGCCGCUCGUCACCUGCUGAUGGCGCUGGCGGUGGUGCUGGUAGUAGUGCGAAGGGAGGAGGGAUUCUUGGUACGCAGAGGCAGAAAUCUGGCUUGACGAAUUUGGGACGGUUGAGAAUUGGGGGUGGGAAGAGUAAGCGCUGA